Eimeria tenella is the source of this 942-nucleotide messenger RNA. Its product is annotated as RON10, related. The transcript is spliced from 2 exons. Lineage: Eukaryota; Apicomplexa; Conoidasida; Eucoccidiorida; Eimeriidae. The record is from RefSeq and is a predicted model, not a curated record. The coding region runs from base 1 to 942 and encodes 313 amino acids.
AUGGGAAUAUCUUUGCUGCAGCAGAGCCACAAGGUGCUGCAGCGCAGGCGGCAGCAGCAGCAGCAGCUGCUGCUGCAGCCAGAGGAGCCCCGGUGGGCAGACGAAGAGGACCCCUGGCUCCUUCCCUCCUUCCAGCAGCAGCAGCAGCAGGAUCAGAAGCAGGAGCAGCAGCCGGAGCAGCAGCAGCAAGCAGCAGCACCAGCCGGCGCGAGCGAGCCAGCCCCUGUUGCUGCAAACGAAACAGGCAAGGCCGCAGCAGCAGGCCCCGCAGCAGCAGCAGCAGCAGCAGACGCUGCUGCUGCUUCCGCUGCGCAGGGCGAGCCGGAGAGCCCAGCAGCAGCAGCAGCAGCAGUCCCCGCAUCCGAGUCUUCCCCAGCAGCAGCAGCAGCAGAGCCGCCACCCUCCCCAAGAGCCGCAGCAGCGUCCGAGCCGCCCGCAGCAGCAGCAGCAGCCCCCGCAGCAGCAGCAGCAGCAGCAGCAGGCGCUGCGCACGUGUCCUCAGUGGGGCUGCCGCUGCCCGCGGGGCUCGAAGCCCUCGAGCAGCGCAUGCAAAAGGCCUUGAGGAAAGAAAGAAUUAAUUUGAAAAAAAUAACUGGAGGCACUCUUCCAGAGUACGGGGAAACUGGCAGCUUGCCUAUGCUCUGCGGCACUUGGCAGACGCUGCCGGAGUCUCCGUUUUUCGAGUGGGUGUCUGGGGUUUCUUUUUACAGCGAGGCGGACAGCAGCGCCACGCCCGCCGCGCAGCAGCAGCAGCAGCAGCAGCAGCAGGCCUUCGGGUCUUGUCAGUGGCUGCCGCAGCAGCAAAUUCACGUCGUCGAAACCCGCACCUUCAGACUGGGGCCUCCGCUGGUCUUUCUCGAGCGCCAAGAGUUUAAAUCCAAAGAAGGCUGCCGACCCCAAGACCUCCACAGAGGUGCGGGGCCCCGACAGCUAGCUAGCUAG